CACGUCUUUCACACCUUUUUGUGUGUCUCGCCGCUGUGGUUAUCAGCCAUAAUGCCUGAAAUUAUAGACCUGACGUUGACUCCGCCACCACCAGAGACUAUCGAAAUAUUGUCCGACGGGGAAAUACCUAUGGGCUCUCUCAACCAGGAAGAUUCUUCCUUACAAAAGACAAAGCGGAUGCCGCGAAAACGGAGAAAGUCCAAAGGCCUUACACGCGAUGGCGUUGACAGCUCAAGAAACCAGUCUCUUGAGCGUCAAAGUACUGCAGAUUCUCGCGCCGGAACUGUUUCUCGAAGGCGAUCGGCGUCUCCAAAGCGUCGCUCACCAGCUCCAGUAAUUUCUGACCAGGAACUGUUCUUCUUUGAUGCCGCCCCUGCUCCUGUGGUCACAGAGCCUAUGCAAAGUUCAAAUUCCCAACCGGAGAGCUCAAAAAGCGCAGCAGACCGACUUCUACUACCCUCUCAUGUGUCUGUUUUGAGCGGUGGCGAGGAUGGUGCAGUGCCGGUAGAAAUUAUUCCCCCACUGCCCGUAGAUUCUGAAGAGGAAGAUUACAUUGAAUAUCUUGAUUAUGAGGACAGGAAGGCACCCGGACUUGUUCGUUAUUUUGACGCGGAAGGAGAGGAGGCUGCCCAUGCUAAACCAUCACGCUUUGUAUGCAAGAAUUGUGGUGCAGAGGGCGAGCAUAAGACGUAUGAAUGUCCGAUUCAAGUGUGUCUGACUUGUGGUGCUCGUGACGAACAUUCAACGCGGAGCUGUCCUAUCAGCAAGACUUGCUAUACUUGCGGGAUGAAAGGUCACAUUAACAAGGUAAACACGUACGUACUCUGCCACACGCAAUCUCACGGAUUUCAGACCUGCCCAAAUCGUUUCUCGCGUUCAAGACCCGCAGCAGAUGGUUGCGACCGAUGCGGAUCGCAAGCUCACAAGAUGAAUGAAUGUCCUACGCUUUGGAGAAUAUACCAGUACGUUACCGACGAUGACCGUGUUAAAAUCACGCAGACCAGGGAGGAAAAGAAGAAACUUGCACUCGGAAGUGGAGGCGAGGGUUACAUCACAUCGGAGCCAUGUUGUUAUAACUGCGGAAAUCCAGGACACCUGGGAGACGAUUGCGAUGAGGUCGCUUUCGUCUUUGACAUACCCGCUGAGCCUUCAGCUUUCAGCUCGCACAAUAUCAUGUCUGGGCCAUUCUAUGACCCGGCAUCCGAGCCCGUCCGCAUUCGCCGUGGGCCACGAGAGUUGCAAAACGAAGAAGACAGGCCUGCCUUACGUGAGGACUGGGGUGAAGAUGCACCUCUAAAUGUUGGAAAACAAGGGAAGAACAAAGACAAGGAAAAGAUGGCAAAGAGGUUCAGAGAUCAAGAAGAUGAUGACACAGGGGACUGGUUCAACAAUCCUCGUAACAUGAAGAACCGUGGCAAUGAAAACCCUGCGUCAAACGGUCGAAAGGCUAUAAAAUUCGGCAGUUCGAUGAAGGACGUCGGGCGCCAGUUUAUGCCACCCCAAUCCACGCCACCUCAAAAACGUCUUAUUGAUCGAUUAGAAGACAAUCCUCACCGUGGUCAUCGACGGCGGAACGGUGACCACUACGCUCCAUCAAAGGAACCAGAGUCCUACCGCAUCCGUGGAGCGUCAAAUAAUUCUAGAGACCGGGAUGGUGAGUAUUCUCGUAGGUAUUCAGAUCGUGGUCGAGAAGGGCAGCGACGAGAUUCGCGAGAGUGGGACAGGGACCGGGGACAUGCAUCGGGGGGUGGACCCAGGUAUAAAGGUGGUUACAAUAGAUGAUUUCAACUCUGAGGUCGAGCUUGCCUCGUUUUGGGAGUCAGAUUGUAUACUAGGGCCACUGUCACUGCACACAUGUACGUGGGGACGGCGUCUCUAGUGAACAAUCAGAUCCUACUAGUACUUAGGUUCAGGUCCUUACCGUGAUGCUGUCUGUUAUAUAUGCUUCAUUGAUAUCCAACAUUACACUGGUGCUUACCCUCACUGGCUGAGC
Molecule: messenger RNA, 1993 nt
Organism: Suillus clintonianus
Lineage: Eukaryota; Fungi; Basidiomycota; Agaricomycetes; Boletales; Suillaceae
Exons: 5
Coding region: 52-1782 (576 amino acids)
Molecular function (GO): zinc ion binding; nucleic acid binding
Source: RefSeq, a predicted model, not a curated record